CCAGUUCCUGCAGCCAUGGGCGACACCACGCCAGUGACCAUGCAGAACAUGCGCGACCUCAUGGCCGAAUUCAUGGGCACAAUACAGACCCGCGUGGCAGAGGAGGUGACUAAGCAGAUCGCCCCGAUAUCAGAGACGAUCAACAAGCAGAACGCAGAGCUCGUCGACAAAAUGAACGAGCAGCGGCAGACCAUCAGGGAGCUAGAUCAGAGGAUGCGCGCCUGCGAGAACUCCGAUGGCAGAUCCACUGCCGCAUCAUCGAGAACGGUUUCUUCGGACGGGUCGAAAGCUAGGAGGCUGGGCGAUGCGAGCUCGGCAGGUGGACCAACUCCCCCAUCGGAUGCCAGAAAGGUGUGGAUAGGUACCUGGCCCAGGCCAGUGCUGGACAAAAUUCGGCGUGCACACUUCGAGCAGAUCAAGCAGAACUUCCCGAUCACCCAGCAUGCUGAGGGUGAGUUCCAUCGCGUGUCGCAGUCCUACUCGAUCAUCUUCCCGACGACCGAGAAGGCAAAGGAGUUCCGCUUGCAGAUUGCAGCCACCACGAUGACGUGGGUGGACCCGCGUAACGGCAGGCAGUUCCCUCUUCGAGCUCGUGGCGACCUUCCCGCGGAUGCACGUGACAUGCAGCGGAAGUUGUCGAAGCUUUACACUCCCAUGCGCGAGUUCGCGCUGAAGUCCACGAAGUGGUCGGACGCCUGCCGCCUCGGCGUCAACGGCUUCAAGGGCUCCCUCUUCAUCACCAACGGCGACGACAUCUGGGCGCUGAUCACGGCCAACCAGAUCUCGUACGACAAGUACCACUUCGUGCCCGUGGGCGACGAGCUCGCUGACUGGGGCAUCUCCAUCCAGCAGGCCAACGAGCUCAGCCUUGACCCGCCGACGGCUAUUCUCGAGGUGAAGAGCCUCAUGCAUGCUGCCGCCAGGGAGAUGGCUGAGUUGCUUGCCGAGUACUGGGGAAAGAUAUUCUCCAACUCCCAGCACCCAGAUGCGCACGCGUCGCCGUUGCUGGAGUGCCUCUCGCCUGUGCACAGUAAUGGGGGCCAAUUUGUCAGCAGCACCCACACGUACCACAAUUGGAUUUUGAGUAAAGGCGAAUUUGUUGACAUGGCCCAGCGUAAAAAAGACUCGGCCCCUGGCCCUGACGGCAUCCGAUAUUCCGGGUGGAAAGCUAUCGGUUCCCUGGGAUACGAUUUAUUGUACAACCUCUACGACAGCGGCGCCACGCUUUUCGACUUUAAGCAGGCGUUCCCAUCGGUUUUCCACGACUGGAUCGCUGCCGUGCUUGAUAAGUUAGGUAUCCCGACUUGCAUCCGCUUCGCGAUUCACUCCCUGUACGACCAGAAUUGGACCAUGGUUCCGUUUCCUGGGGCUUCCGCUUGUGGCUUUUGGGUCUCCAGGGGAAUGAAGCAAGGUUGUCCGAUGAGCGGGGUCCUCUUUGCCACCAUCCUCCAUCCCGUUCUCGUCAAAGUCAAGAGAUUCCAGCAGUCUUACGAAUUCAUCCUGCCGUGCUUUGCAGAUGGCAUAGCGCUCGUGGCCAGGAACCUACUUGCCGUCUUGCCCCUGGUCGUCCGUGAGCUCGUGACCUCAGGGCAGUGGGCGGGCCUCGUAUUGAACCUUGGUAAGUGCCACAUUAUGAUGCUGCAUGUCAAUGACAGAAAGUCCCCGGUCCAGAUGUUCAGGGAUAACACCCCCAGGAUGAAUGUUAACAAGUUUUCGUUUGGAUCCAGUGGCCUCUACCUUGGUGCGAUCGUGGGCCCAGAUGGGCACCUUAAGAGCUGGUACGCGCCUGCUCAGAAGUUGUUCGACAGAUGCACGUGCAUCAAGGGCCUGAAGCUGGGGCUGAACCUCUCCCUCUCCGCGUACAACACCUUCGCUCUUCCUGUCCUCUCCCACGUCGCCCAGUGCUACGAGCCCAGCAAGCUCGUUCAUGUCGAGGCCCGCGAGGGCCUGCAGCGGCUGACCAACGCCCCUCGCUACGCCUUCUCCCCGCUCGCCCUGCACCACAUGAAAAAGAUCGGUCUCGAGUGCGAGGCCCAAGAAGUUCGAGUCGCCGCUCCUGCCGCUCUGCUGCGUGCCGCCACCCGUUCUGAUGCCUUCUGGAGAAUGAAAGACUGGCUCGCGGAGAUCAAAGAAGACGAUGACCAGUGCAUCGCCAGAGUUAUCUCGUUCCCCUCGUCCAACUCCAUCGUU
Molecule: messenger RNA, 2190 nt
Organism: Prorocentrum cordatum
Lineage: Eukaryota; Dinophyceae; Prorocentrales; Prorocentraceae
Source: the annotation of a GenBank genome assembly